Messenger RNA from Hemiscyllium ocellatum (epaulette shark), 2812 nucleotides. RefSeq names its product vesicle transport through interaction with t-SNAREs 1B (gene vti1b). Gene Ontology annotation, cellular component: Golgi apparatus; endoplasmic reticulum membrane; late endosome membrane. The record is from RefSeq and is a predicted model, not a curated record. Gene Ontology annotation, molecular function: SNARE binding; SNAP receptor activity. Gene Ontology annotation, biological process: macroautophagy; intra-Golgi vesicle-mediated transport; retrograde transport, endosome to Golgi. Bases 88 to 762 code for a protein of 224 amino acids. Lineage: Eukaryota; Metazoa; Chordata; Chondrichthyes; Orectolobiformes; Hemiscylliidae. The transcript is spliced from 6 exons.
GCGGGGCCUGAGGGGUCGGAAGUUAAGCUGCUGUUUGUCUCCUACCGGAUCGGGAUUUAAAUCGCCACCUUUCUUUGUUUGAACAAAAUGUCAUCCGAGGAGUUGGAGAAGAUGCACGAAGCCUUUGGCUGUGUUUUCGAGGAGCUGAGGUGUCAGUGCGAGCGUGUGUCUAACUAUUCAGGAGAACAGAAGAAAAGAUUUAUACGUGAAAUUGAUGAAAAAGUUGAUGAAGCAAAUGAAGUUCUGGAUGGAAUGGAAAAGGAACUAAGGAAAGCACCACUCUCAUUCCGUAAUCAGAUGAAUACAAAAAUUCGUUCCUACAGAAAAGAUGUAAGCAAGCUACAGCAGGAUGUUAGAAGCAAUGAUAUUGGACAUGGAUUUCGUAGUGACGUUAAGUACACAGAGUACAGUACUGAAAAUGAACAAAGUAAUUACUUAGGAGCUCAGCGUGCUUUGCUUUUGCAAGGUACAGACAGUCUGAACAGAGCAACUCAGAGUAUAGACCGUUCUCAUAGAAUAGCAGCAGAGACUGAUCAGAUAGGUUCGGACAUAAUUGAGGAACUUGGUGGGCAAAGAGAGCAGCUGGAACGCUCGAAAGAUAGGCUAAUAAAUACAGGUGAGAAUUUGAGCCGGAGUCGGAAAAUACUGCGUUCCAUGUCCAGAAGGGUUAUGACAAACAAGUUGCUACUGGGUAUUAUCAUCCUUCUGGAAGUGGUAAUUCUAGCAGCUGUUGUAUAUGUCAAGUUCUUCCGCAAACAUUAACCCAAAGGUGCUUAUGCAAUUUCAAUCUAUUGGACACCUGCUUUAGUGCUUCCCCUAAAGCUCUCAAGUUUCUGACUCUACAAGAAAGGGUGUUGAAAGAUAAGACAGAGGAUGCAUUGAAGUACUUUUAUUAUGGAAUCAUUUCAAUUCAUUACAUGCUCAACCUGGUUAUAGGAUCUCUUGUCGUUUGAUGGGUCUUCAGUUGACACUGCAUCUUUGAGCAAGAUGAAAGAACUUAAUUUGUUAAGUUGCAUUUGAUCAGUCUCUAACCUUUGUUGCUAAUUACUACAUUGUAGUAAUGUGCACAAAACUUUUAAUAAAGUCAUUUGAUAUUUAACAAAUGUCCUAUUAGUCUUGCACAUCUGUCCUGAGAGAAAACUUAUUUAAUAGAUCAUGAAAAGUGUGCAGAUUUAUCCCUGCCAGAGUAUUAUUAUACAAAAGGACAGAACAUUUGAAGGUUCAGUUGAUCAGACAGUGUGACUUAUUCAAACAUAGCUUCAACUCAAAUAGAGAAAUGAUAUUCUUUCAAUUAGAACAUAUUGAAAAAGCUUAGUACGGCAUUGUUCACAUUACCUUAAAAAUAAAGGAAGGUAUGGAUGAUGGGCUUAGAAUAGUGUCCCAUUAAUAUAUCCCAAUGAUAAAGUGUAUAUGGAACAGUGCUAUUAAAAUUUCAGUUCUGGAAUAGGAUUUUGUACAAGCUAAACAUUGUUUCCUCUUCUCCACCUUCAGUUUCUAAAGCCGUAUAGUCUGUUCAUUUGUUGUAUAUGUUGCACUGGGUGUUGGUAAUUCAUCACAUUUGCCGUGGGAUCCUUCUCGGGCCUGUCCCAAAGAAAAGGAGAUGAUAUCUAUUGCAAUAUUUACUGUAGCAUUAAGUUCAGCAUCUGAAGUCGCAAGUUUAGGGUUGACUUCCACCAGAUCCAUUGCAGACAGUAAUCCUGUAAGAAAAAACAAAAUUACUGUUUCAAUGCAAGGUGAUAAGCAAGUCUAAGUCAUUUGUACCAGCAAUGAAGCUCAACUGCUCUUGAUUUUUGGUUAAGUUGGAGCUUUUACAUGAAGCCUGCUCAGUCAAUAAAGAUAAACAACUAGCAGGUUUUGGACAUUAGAUUCAUACCUGUGUUCUGCACAGCCUCUGCAAUAUACAUCCCUUCCCUGUAUGUUAGUCCUCCUAUCACUGGAGUACCAGUAGCAGGAGCUAAAGAUGGGUCAAUGGCAUCCACAUCAUAGCUCAGGUGCACUGGUCUUUUCUGUCUGAAAAGGAAAUUACAAAUUAGACUUAACUGCUGACUUAUGCCUUUAUUUUAAAAUGACAAAUCAGGUUUGUCAGCUAGUCUGUUAAAAAGAAACACUUCACAUGCACAAGGAAACCGGCAUCUCAAUUUGCAUUUCCACCAUAGAAAGAGUGCCAAUUCAUCAGUUCAGGUUCUUGUGCCAUCCCAGUAUCUUAAAUACAUACCAAUAUUCAUUUCUAGUCCAUAUGCCAAUAAAAUCUAUUAUAAAAAGGUGGGUUCCACAUUUCCCCAAAGUGAAUGCUGGUUUAUAAACCUGCACUGCGUAGACAUUUUUACAAAUAGACUGCCCUGUCAAGGUCAAUAUAAAAUUAAACAGAUGCUUCUUAGAGGUGAUGCAAAGCAAUAGGUUCUUAUUUUCCAUCAAAAUAAAUGCACCAAAGUAACAGCUAUAUUUGGCUCUUCUAACCUACUUUCCAAUAAGGUGAUCAAAUGUUCUUUCCAUUACUUUAUGUAUUCCUAGUUGAUCCACUUCUUUCAUUGAGAAGUAUCGAAUACCAAAGUUUUUCAGGAUGUAACUGUUGGUAAGAAACAAAGUUGUUAAAUAUCUAAAGCUAAAUUGCAAAGUGCCUGUUGAGUCAAAUUUGAGGUCACUUUAGAGUGUGCAUACUUAAACAGAGCAAUACUGAGUUACUAAAGAAUAAGAGCCUAUCUCAAUGUCAUGUGUUUAAAUGAACAAAAUUCCAUGUUUUCCAUGUUACCUUAAUGAAGGAGGUGUGGUUAUACAUUAAACAUCAAAUGUUUAAACGCUAGAUUAAAUGGUC